CUGAGGCAAAGGGCCGGCAUUCUAAUGCUUCUAUUCGGGUCUUUAAAUAUUCCACAGGAGGUGUUCUUGAACCUGCGAAACUAUACAAGCUGAAGCAUCUGUCGAAAGUGGAAGUCAUAUCGAAUGAUCCAAGUGGAUGUACCUUUAUGCUGGGUUUUGAUAACCUCAGAAGUCAGAGUGUUGCUCCACCUCAAUGGACAAUGCGCAAUGUUGAUGACAGGAACCGGCUUCUGCUUUGUGUCUUAAACACCUGCAAGGAUAUGUUGGGCCGUCUUCCUAAAGUAGUUGGCAUAGAUGUUGUGGAGAUGGCUCUUUGGGCCAAGGUACUUGGUGACGUGAUUUAUUUUUUUUGUCUUCAUGCAUUAAUUGUUUAG
This is a messenger RNA of Striga hermonthica, 374 nucleotides long. The record is from the annotation of a GenBank genome assembly. Lineage: Eukaryota; Viridiplantae; Streptophyta; Magnoliopsida; Lamiales; Orobanchaceae.